AUGGACGCAUUCUUGAAAGGAACAAAGCGAAAGUCAUCCGCUGUGGAAGACUCAUUUCUAGUCGACGAUAAUGAAUCGACGGACGUAAAACUGGCAAUUCUCUCGUCAUUGCACUCUAAUAUUAGCCAGGAAGCCUUACUGGAAUCCCUCUUGGAGCAUGACGGUUCUGUUCGAGCUGCUUCCGCUUCUCUAGCAGAGGAUCGAUCAGUAUCUCCAAAGAAGAAACAAAAUAGCGCUAUCGGCUUUCAGUCUUCGCUCAGACUAUUUACGUCCACGUCUUCGACUAGGGAAGGACCUAUAUCGCCGAAGAAGGCAAGAACCCUUUCCAAAAAAGGGACGACGCUUCACUUGUAUGAUCCUGAGGAUGUAGCCGAACAUACACCUUGCAGUAUCAUUCAUAAUUUUCUACCGCCAGAUGAGGCUAACGAGCUUCUCAAAGAAAUGUUAAGCGAAUCUACUUCGUUCGAUAAAAUCACAUUCAAAUUAUUUGAUAACGCUGUCCAAAGCCCACAUACAUCAAGCUUCUACGUGGGGACGGAAGCCGAAAUCAACACCCAGAAACAUGAUUACUUCUACAACGGGGCCCGAUUGACGGACGUACGGCCUAUCACUCCUCAGCUUUUACAUGUUCGCCCAAAAGUUCAAGAAGCGGUAAAUCGAGAAAUUCAAACUCGUAUCAAAACUCGUUACCCCGGCGGACGAAAGUUGAAGUAUCAGUCUCCGGAUCCAUGGUCACCGAAUUGUGCCUUCGUCAAUUGUUACAAUGGGCCUCAGGAGAGCGUUGGCUAUCAUAGCGAUCAACUAACCUACUUGGGUCCGCGGGCUGUAAUAGGCUCGCUUUCCUUAGGUGUGGCAAGAGAAUUUCGUGUUAAACGGAUCAUGCCAAAAGACUCUGAUACUAGCCCUACGGAUGAUCCGGACGCUGAAGGACAAAUAUCUAUACACCUUCCACACAAUUCCCUCUUGGUUAUGCAUGCUGAGAUGCAAGAGGGAUGGAAGCAUAGUAUCGCCACGGCCCAAGCGAUUGAUCCUCACCCUAUUGCAGGCAAGCGGAGAAUCAAUAUCACAUACCGGGAUUACAAGCCAAGUUUCCACGCAAAAUAUACGCCGAGAUGCAAAUGUGGUAUUCCCGCCAUACUAAGGGUCGUUCAGAAGAAGAAAGAAAACCAAGGGAAAUAUUUCUGGAUGUGCCACGGCGGAAAUGUACCUGGUAAAGAGAAUUGCUCAUUCUUCCAAUGGGGCGACUUCGAUGACGACGGAAAUCCUAGUUGGGACAAGUCACGAUAUAAACUUACCCAGAAUAAGGACAAUUUCGAGAACGAGAUAAAAUGA
Daldinia childiae is the source of this 1332-nucleotide messenger RNA. RefSeq lists its product as uncharacterized. Gene Ontology annotation, molecular function: zinc ion binding; dioxygenase activity. Gene Ontology annotation, biological process: DNA alkylation repair; DNA repair. Gene Ontology annotation, cellular component: nucleus. NCBI's taxonomy places the organism in Eukaryota, Fungi, Ascomycota, Sordariomycetes, Xylariales, Hypoxylaceae. The record is from RefSeq and is a predicted model, not a curated record. The coding region runs from base 1 to 1332 and encodes 443 amino acids. The transcript has a single exon.